UGUGUAGGUGUGCGUGUGCGGUGUUUUGUUUUUGCCAAAACUCCAGGCACAGUAACUCUCCAAGGACAUUGAAGGCUAUAAAUGUUGUCUUACAGGCAUUUAACAGUCACAAUGCGCAACUUGGCUGCCAUACCCUUGAUCUGGUCUCGGUGGCAUGGAUCUGUGCGUUACCAUCAGAGGUGUCUCCUUCCUUUUGCAAACAGGAAUCGGCAUCCUGGGGAACACCAUUGUGCAGCUGGCCUACGCCAACAUCGUCUACACCGAACGCAAACUCCUUCCCGUGGACAUGAUCCUGUGCCACCUGGCCCUGGCCAACCUGAUGAUCCUGAUGAUCCGCUGCGUGCCCCAGACCAUGACAGUGUUCGGGCUCACCAACUUGCUGGACGACCCAGGCUGCAAGAUGGUGAUUUACGGCUACCGCGUCGGCCGAGCGUUGUCAAUCUGCAUCACCUGCAUGCUCAGCGUGUUUCAGGCGGUCACCAUCGCACCCCCCGGACCAUGCCUGUCCAGACUAAAGUCUUCCCUUCCAGCCGUGGUCCUCCCCACCUUCGCUGGGCUCUGGUUCCUCAACAUGGUGAUAUACUUUCCAGCCCUUCUCUUUUCCACGGCUCCACGUAAUAGCACCAUCCCUGUUUUCACACUCAACCUGGGCUUCUGCCUCAUGGACUUCAGAAACAACAUGCUGUACAUCCUCCAAGGGGUUAUUGUUUCUGGAAGGGAUUUCUCCGUUGUGGCCUUGAUGUUGGUCUCCAGUGGUUAUAUCCUGCUACUUCUCCACCGUCACAGCCACCAGGUGAGAGGCGUCCGUCGAUCCCAUCCGGCCGAGACCAGAGCAGCCAAAACGGUGGUCACCCUGGUGGUCCUGUACGUCUUCUUCUUCGGCAUCGAUAACGUGAUCUGGAUCUACAUGCUGACCCAGGCCAAGGUGUCCCCCGUGGUGGCGGACAUGAGGGUGUUCUGUUCCUCCUGCUACGCGUUCCUCAGCCCAUACUUCAUCAUUUCCUCCAACAAGAAGGUCAAGGCCAGAAUCGUGUGUGUGGCCGAGCAGGAUCAGCCAGCAUCGAUGGACACUCAGGAGUCAAAAUGACUUCCUAUUUUUUGACAUUCUUUCACAAAAUCGUUCCCCGAGACCUUCUGCCAACAAGCUCUGCUGAACUCUAGCUGUUUCCCAUUCCAAAAUGUCUUUGAGUCCGUUUUU
This is a messenger RNA of Hippocampus comes (tiger tail seahorse), 1198 nucleotides long. RefSeq names its product olfactory receptor class A related 1 (gene ora1). The record is from RefSeq and is a predicted model, not a curated record. NCBI's taxonomy places the organism in Eukaryota, Metazoa, Chordata, Actinopteri, Syngnathiformes, Syngnathidae. The transcript is spliced from 2 exons. Gene Ontology annotation, molecular function: pheromone receptor activity. Gene Ontology annotation, biological process: G protein-coupled receptor signaling pathway. Gene Ontology annotation, cellular component: membrane. Bases 155 to 1087 code for a protein of 310 amino acids.